Toxotes jaculatrix (banded archerfish) is the source of this 886-nucleotide messenger RNA. RefSeq names its product dynein light chain Tctex-type 3-like. The transcript is spliced from 5 exons. Gene Ontology annotation, biological process: microtubule-based movement. The record is from RefSeq and is a predicted model, not a curated record. Bases 185 to 538 code for a protein of 117 amino acids. Gene Ontology annotation, molecular function: dynein intermediate chain binding. Gene Ontology annotation, cellular component: cytoplasm; kinetochore; cytoplasmic dynein complex. NCBI's taxonomy places the organism in Eukaryota, Metazoa, Chordata, Actinopteri, Toxotidae.
CCAGCAGGCGGCAGCAGCCGCUCCCCGCGUCCCGUCGCUCUUGUCCGCCGUCGUUGACCGUCGACAGCCCGCCGGAAGUCCGCCACGGCUCCGUGUUUACCUCCGAGCAGCUUCGCUUUUUCCUCUAAUUUUACGUGAAAACAACAACAAGGAGAACAAACAGCUGAGCCACUCUGAGGCGGCGAUGGAGGAAUUUCACAGCGGCAGCAGCAGCAGCGAGGGCUCGUUCAGCUCAGAGGAGGCUGAGAACACCGUGAAAGAGUGUAUAGAGAACGUUGUAGGUGGUGACGACUACAGUCAGACUCAGGUGAAUAAAUGGACGGCCAGCAUCGUGGAGCGCUGCCUCACACAGCUGGUCAAACAGGGGAAACCAUACAAAUACAUCGUGACGUGUGCUGUGAUGCAGAAAACAGGAGCAGGACUCCACACAGCUAACUCCUGCUACUGGGACACAGCCAUGGACGGAAGCUGCACUGUGAGAUGGGAGAACCGCACCAUGUACUGUGUGGUCAGUGUGUUUGCUGUGGCUAUCGCAUAGCACACACACACACACCGUAUAAAUAAAUAUACAUAAUGGCCACCGGUAUCAGCAGAAGAUGACUGCAGAGUAUCUGUAUGAACAGCAGGGGGCGACCACGUGUCACAGACCUGAGGAGCAGCUGCAGAGGAGACAACAGCUGGGUUUCCUUCAUGUUUUCACCUUUAACAGCGUCUCCUGUGCCGCUGAGGCCUGACGGCUGCAGCACAUUCACUCUCAUUCUUCUUCUGUGGUUUUGUUUCUGUUUAUUAUAGGAAUCGUGUGAGUGAGAGGAAGAGCUGCUGUACUCAGAUCAGUUUACUCUCAACAAGUCAUUUCUCUUAAAUGAAUAAAGGCAGACGAUCAGUC